AUGACGGAUACGAUCAGAGACAGCAUGGGGGGUCAACCCAUGCCGACAGGCUCCGUUACAGAGACGAUCAGAGAUGACAUGAGCGGAAUUCCUCCACCAACCAGCUCUGAUACCAACGGCAUGAACUCUACGUCCAGCACGGGGACAAAUUCGCUGGCUACGGAGCGAACGAGUUUGAUGAGCUCUGAAACUACAAGCUCGGUGGCUACAGAAACGAUCAGAGAUGACAUGAGCGGAGUCCCUCUACCGACCCACUCUCAUACCAACGGCAUAAACUCGACGUCCAUGACGAUGACACAUUCGGUGGCUACAGAGGUCGCCAGUUUGAUGAGCUCUUCACCUUCAAGCAUGGAUACCGAGCCAUCCACAACUAUUACAAUACCACUAACAGCCACAAGCACUCGCACCUUCAUAGUAACGGUAACACUACCGCGUGUUCGCUUCAAUGUCGGAUAUCCUCCUCGGCUCGAGCACGAGGACCACGCACGGGAUUAUGACGAGCGACACUGGUUCGAGCACGAUGCUCGCGACCACGAGUCCCUCGCGAACCACCACGCGAUUGAGCAACGUACCGGCGGAAACGGGGAUGCCGGGUUUGAUAACUCCUUCGACCCGGCCAACUCGGUCGAGCACACUCCCGACCAGUGGGACCGGCCCGUCACUUUCAACUCCCAUCCCCAGCGUAAGCGGUACAGGCGGCCCAACAGGCGUCUUCGCUUCAAUGUCCGAUAUCCUCCUCGGUUUGAGUACGCGUACAACUCGCAGAAUUACGACGGGCAACACUGGUUCGAGCACGAUGCCCGCGAGCACGAGCCGGUCAAGAACCAUGAGGCGAGUGAGCAGCGUACCGGCGGUGACGGGAAUGCCGGAUUUGAUAACUCCUUCGACCCGGCCAACUCGGUUGAGCACACGCCCGAUCACCUGAGCAACGCCCCAGCGAGCACAAACCUACCCGGCAUCAUUUUUGCCUCUCCAUCACGCUCAUCGCGCACUCUUGCCAACACGAGCACGCCGCCAGUGACGAGUAUCACCGCCUCCCCUAAUACCUCUAGCUCACCCACACAGGAUAUUCUCCCAUCGCCACCCACACCUGCCCCCCGCAGCAGCAGUAGCAUCAUCACACUUACGCGGCUGUUCCCGCCGCUCCCCCACCCGUCAACUACACCCAUCAUCCCCGCAACCAGCAGCACCUCAACCAAAUCCUACAAAACGCUCUGGCUACCUCCCAUCACGCCCCCAAUAACGCAUGCGCACAUACCGACAUACCCAUUCCCGGCCACCACCCCGACCACCACUCCCACCCCCAGCAGCAGCAGCAGCAGCCCGGCGGGGCGUGUCAGUGGCAACAGCGCCUCCUCCGAAACCAGCAGCGGCAGCUCGGCCGCGAAGGAAAAGUACCACACGUCGAAGAACCUUGCGGUAGGGCUUACGUUCUGUGGCGUCUUCUUCGCAGUCGCAGCGGGGCUAUACUUCGUGUACAGGCACCGGAAGGGGGUGAUGGUAAAUGUGCGGUCUUACAAACAGCGGGCGCAGGCGCUGGGGUAUAAGAGGCGAAGGAAUUUUGAGGACGCGCGGCUCGAGGCGCAGGAUCUCGAGGAGCAGGGGCGCAGGGCAGAGGAUGUCGAGGAGGAGAGACGGCACUCGGAGAUGCGGGAGCGCUAUGCCGACGAUAUCGACCUGCGCGAAAUUGCUAUCGACUGGGGAUCCACGACAGGCGUCGAGGAUGAGGAUGAGGUCCGGGAGAGGGAGAGGAGGGAGAGGGACUGGAGGCAGCGGGAGGCUAGGAGACGCGAUGAAGAGGUGGUAGAAAACCUGCGCAGCUUUGUGCCUGGGUUCUAUACGAGGAGGGAGUUUAGGGGGGAUUCGAGACGGUCUAGUAGGCCGAGCAGUGGUGAGAGUCAGGGCUCGUCGAGGAUGGUAGCACCAAAUAUCCCCGCCACCCACGGGCACCUCCUCCGAGACCGAGCCACGAUUAAGGCACCGGACAGGCUUUCCCCAAGCUUCGUCCAGCGGAAGAGGGCCCGUGGCGCGAAGAAGCACAAGAUCCGGGGCGUGAAGAAAGCCGCCGCCGCCACCACUGCCACCGCCGCCACCACUACCACCGCCGCCAAGGGUCGAUCCAAGAACCCACCCAAGGCCAUCAAGUACUGGAUGGUCCUCUCUCCCGCUGGCGGGAGGAUUAUCAUCCAGGUCGCCAAGGGUCGCCCCAAGAGGCCGUCUAAGUCGAUCAAAUACCGGAUGGUUCUCUCUCCUCCUGGCGGGAGGAGAAUCAUCCAGGUCGCCAAGGGUGCGGAGGUGCCUGCGAACGCGAUCUCGGUCGUGAUCAUGGUCCAGACCUCCCACCGAUUCUUGGACUGGCCCGAGGUGGCGAGACUGAAGGGAAAGGAGGAGGUGGAGGGGGAGGUGGAGGGGGAGGUGGAGUGGGAGGAAUAG
This is a messenger RNA of Tricharina praecox, 2433 nucleotides long. RefSeq lists its product as uncharacterized. NCBI's taxonomy places the organism in Eukaryota, Fungi, Ascomycota, Pezizomycetes, Pezizales, Pyronemataceae. The record is from RefSeq and is a predicted model, not a curated record. The coding region runs from base 1 to 2433 and encodes 810 amino acids. The transcript is spliced from 6 exons.